Molecule: messenger RNA, 1163 nt
Organism: Somion occarium
Lineage: Eukaryota; Fungi; Basidiomycota; Agaricomycetes; Polyporales; Cerrenaceae
Source: the annotation of a GenBank genome assembly
GAAGUCCUUCCAUCGUCAAAAUCUAGUUCAUCUAUUAUGAACAUGCCUAAGGACACAAAGUGCCGUGUAGUGAAAGGAGCCAUUGGCUGCCAAUAGUGUCCCUCGUCUAACCCGGCGAGAUACGAGAGGGAGGAGCCCGGGGAUUCACCGGGGACGUUAACUUGCUUCCUACCUUCAUGUGCACGUUCACGGUGACACUGCGGAGACUGUAACAUACUCUUUAAGCCGCUUAAGUCCCUAGUCUGCGCAUCUCCGGCUCACCUAUGUGGAAAGUAUGGGCGGUUUCGUUUGAUUCCGAGAACGUCACGAAGUACCUCAAUGAAUCUUUUGAAAGAGCACUCAGUUUACUUGAUGCGGAGUCACGGCAAAGGAUCAAUCGCUUCUAUCACAAAGAGGACGCUUUUCGAGGUCUAAUUGCACGUCUCCUUCCCCGCGUUCUGCUCGAGGAGCUGAACAUACCCUACCCGUCAGCUACUUUCCAAAUAACAGACGCGGGAAAACCAUAUGUCACACUUGAGUCUCAUCAGCCUCUGGGUUUCAACCUUACCCACGACAAUGGCUUGAUUGCAAUGGUCUACUCUACGGGAGAGGAUCUUUUUCUUGACGCGCCUGCUUACCGUUUGGGUGUGGAUGUCAUGCGUCUUCGGCUACCACACCGACAAUCACUACCCGAGUUCAUUGAGAUCUUCUCAGAACAGCUCACCCCGUUGGAACAGCGAAUGCUGCAACCUUCACCACAGGUAGAAGAUUCUGAAGUGAUUCGGCGGUUCUACCUCAUAUGGACUCUGAAAGAAGCGUACACGAAAGCGCUGGGACUAGGACUCGGAUUUGACUUUCGAAGGGUUGAAUACGACGUCAUUCGCGACAUCGUUCGAAUCGACGGGCAAGUACCUCAUGGAUGGGAGUUUGUACGCUUCCAACUGGACGUUGCGGAAGGUUCUUCUGCCCAUCAAUACGUUGGCGUGGCUUGUCGAUUUGUGGGAGACAAAGUCCAUAAGGGUGGUGAAUGUAUUGUGGAGACGAGGACAGUUGGGGAAUGGCUGCAGGUGUUUGAUGCAGCUGAAUUUGUAUCUCGUGCCAUUCAGGAGUUGCCGUCGACAGUUUCAUAACACUUCAGGUAUAUUUCUGGCUUCACAACAUAGUGAAUCGAUUAUUCUCAAUCG